Penaeus chinensis is the source of this 2696-nucleotide messenger RNA. RefSeq lists its product as uncharacterized. The coding region runs from base 1 to 1419 and encodes 472 amino acids. The record is from RefSeq and is a predicted model, not a curated record. The transcript is spliced from 8 exons. NCBI's taxonomy places the organism in Eukaryota, Metazoa, Arthropoda, Malacostraca, Decapoda, Penaeidae.
AUGGACAGCCUUCCGUUCGUCACACUAGGGAGCUUCCAGCGUGCCAAUUUUGGCUUUACUCAUACGCUGAAGUGGAAAUCGGUCGCACACAACAGAGUUACAAUCUUCGCCUCAGUAUGGACACCUUUACUCAGUCGGUCGCACACAACAGAGGAGGAAAGUUGUGCUGUCUUUCACCCUCAAGUUCUGUUGGAGGGAAGGCAGCAUGAGGCAGGCCGGAAGUCCGAUCGCCAGCACCUCCUCUUCAGCAUGACGUCCGUUUUGGGUCGGAGGCGAGGUGGCCUCCUUUACCUCACCUGCUCAUGCUUGCUGCUGGCGUUCUGCUUUUUCACGUCCGUCCUCAAGCCGAGCGGCCUCCGCCAAUCCCGCAGCCUGGAAGUGUACCCGUGGCAGAUGAUUGGCUAUGACGACUACGACUGCGGAUGUCCCAGGUCCGGUCCGCCAAUAGUGAAGGAGAGCGAGCAGUCGAUGUGCAGUGAUUGGUCGACGAGUCGAGGCCUCGGCCAAAAAGUGGUGUCAUAUUCGCUAUUCGGCAACAUAAACAAAACUAUAAUUUAUAAUAAAUAUUUUUCAGCGUUCGAAGAUCGACUGAAAGAAGUCGAAAAAUAUUACAAAGGUUGGACGGUUAGGUUGUACCACAACUUAUCCCGGAGCGACGUUACCUCGCAGAAGUACCUGUGCCGCCUGUACUGCCAGUACCCCCACCUGGACCUCUGCCAGGUGGACAACCUCUUUCCGCCGAAGGACCAAAACGCGGACAAUCCUGGACACAGUAAUGAUUCUUCGGCGACGCUGAGGGAGGCACCAGAGCUUCCUGGCACUAUUGGGGCGAUAGCAAUGGCCCGCCUCAAAGCCGCCGCUUCCUCCGGCAUUCUUGAGAGCUACGGGAAGAGGCUCGUGGGACGCAUGUGGCGCUUCAUCACGAUGGCGGAUCCCCUGGUGUCGGAGUUCCUGGUGCGGGACACAGACUCCUCCGUGCUGCCCCGCGAGGUGGCCGCCGUCAAGCAGUGGCUCCACAACUCCACGGCGCUUCUGCACGUCAUGCGCGAUCACCCCAGUCACAACGGUGUCAUCCUUGCAGGCAUGUGGGGUGGGUCUCGAGAUCGCGGCGGAGACCUCCUGAAGGAACUGCUGGCGAAGAUGGUCCGCUGGCCUCCGAGGGAUAUCUGGGACUACGACCAGAAGCUCCUGAAGAGGGUCGUGUGGCCGGAGGUCCUCGAUGACGUUUUGGUGCACGACAGCUACUUCUGCGCCAACCCCAACUUCCGGUCCCACCACAGGGCGGCGCCCUUCCCCACCCGUCGCCACGAGCGGUACUUUGUGGGUUGGGGGCCUCUGCGUGACCAUGAACUCGCGGGCAUCACACCCUGCCCGCACGAGUGCCGCCCGCCGAUGCACCAGGACUGGACCUACUGCUAGAGGCUACGCUGUCUGGAUACUUACGACUUCGUUGCUCAUUUUAGUGCAGAGAGAUCUUGGUUUUCGCCGAAAGUAUUUCUUGCAUUUUCGAUUGCAGAGUUUUAUUGAGAGGGAAGGCUCGAAAGCAGAAUUAUGAUAAUAAUGGUGAUGAUAAGUCUGUUAAAUAGAAAGACUGAAUUGAGACAUUCCCCACAAAUGGCCUUUUUCACCGAAUAACAUCUAACUUUGACCCCGGAAUACUGUGACUUUCAUUCUAUGAUUGAUAUCUGGAUAAACUUGACUGACUUACUGUACGGACAGAUGACUAGACUCGGCUUGUUGUUAGACUCUUCUGUCUCUCUUUCUCUCUCUUUCUAUUCUUGUCUUUUUCUUUCUCUCUCUCGCUGUUUGUACAGAGACCGUAGACAGAAUUAGAUAGAUGUUCAUUCUUUUCACACUAAGUCAAAGACCAUGAAAUUGUCUGACUCAUUGAUUAGACUAAUGACUGCAAACUUAACCGCACGUGGUUGCUGAACGUGACUCAUCUACACACGACAGGACUCCAUAAUUAUUAACGCCAGCUAGACACAAAUGCAGUUCUGGAUAUAGUAAGCAAGACUGGCUGUUAGUCUAAAACAAAAGACUUCAUAUCCGAUAUCAAUGGACUAGUGAUCUCCGCUAGUAAAAUUACGAAAAGAUUUUAAACUACCCCAAAUGAAGACUGACGCUAACGGAAUAAACAACUGGACUAUUUGAAACAGAAGCCAUAUUUUCAGAAAUGUUUGACUGUUGUGUGAAAUGCCUUCUACGUCAUGCGUUUUCCUACCGCGUAAUGUCGCUAUAUAACUUUUGACAUGUUGGCUUUGUAGUACAUUUAUUAUUUCAUGUCAAUCUAUUAUUCAUAGUUUCAUUACAUUAUCAUAAUUUCAUACCAUUUCUCGUCCUUUUUUAAGUAUUUUCAUGUCAUGUUUUGAAAUCGUGGCGUUGGCACCAAUAUAACCGGACUGUUUUAGAGGACUGAAGAUUAUCAGGCAAAACUGGUGAUGUGCUUAGAAUAUCCUCGCCAGCAACCUCUCUAUAUAAUUAGCAUGAGUUGUUUGCCGAAAGACAAUGAGAAAGUGCUGAUGUUUAUGAGAAAUCUAGUGUAUAUGUCUCCAUGUUAGCGAAAUAUAUUGUUAUAAACUGUGAUAUGCUUUUGCUUUUCAUAAUGAUGAAAUAUUGUAUUAUAACGUUUAUAUUCUGUUCUCAUUAUGUUGGUCACAUUGUGAACGUCACUUGUAAAUACAAAAGACGGAAAG